AUGUAUUUUUUUAAAUUAUUUUUAUUUUGUAUUAUUUCAUGUUUAAUUGGUUUUGUUAUUUCAGCUAAAUUGGAAUUGUGUGAGAAUGGAGGUGUUUCUUUUCAAGGUCAUUGUAUUUGUCCUCCUCAUUUUAGAGUGGAUCAUAAUUAUAAAAAUAAAGAAGAAAAGAUUAAACUUGAAAAAGCUUUAAUGAAUUUCUAUGAGAUGUCCGAUAAUCCUUUGGGAUAUCCUUAUAAUAUUAAAUUAAUGGAAGAGACUUUCCAUGGUAAUUGGGGAUCACCUGCUUUGGUUUACAUGGAGGUUGCAUCGUAUACUCAUCUUUUCGAUAUGGUUAACCAAAGAAUCUCUGCAUUGAAUGAAUCUGAAAAACCAAAGUCAUCCUACCAAUGGUCACAUGUAAUCAACCUAAGUUUGAAUGAUAUGCCACUUGUACCACUAUCAAGACUUCAACAAUACUUUUGUACGAAUUUAAAUACCAGCUAUAUACAAUCCUAUCAUGAGAGUUAUGAUGAAAGAUAUUCUAUAUCUUUAAUGGAGAAAAGUGAUACUCAAUAUCAUGAUGUUUCACAUCAUCUGUUUGAGAAAUAUGAAUGUGGUCUUGAUGGUUGUAAUCAUUAUUAUAAUAGAUCGAUUGCUAGAUAUGGAACACAAUGGCAUAUGCUGACCUACAAGUUUGUUCACUUUAUGAUCAGUGAUAUGAGAGCAAUCGAAAGAAUGUUCCAAAUGAAAUUCAGUGUCAUUCCAGAUGAGACCUACUUCCAACAAGCCAAUCAAAUCUUUAUGAAUGACGUAGAGACCAAGAGAACAUACCACAGUCAAAAUGUAAUCUCAACACAACUACAAUCAAGUACAAUCAAACGACACACCAUGUGGAAUAGAGGCGAUCACAAGAAUCGUUACGAAGUGCUAAUACCAGACUUGGAGCAAUUCCUCAUAAACAAUCGAAAGGAUAAUGAAGAUAAACAUAUCUUUUUCAUUAGAAAAGUAUAUGAUCAAGAAGUAAAAGAUCAUAUAAUCAAUAAUUUUAUAAACAUUAAAUAA
Heterostelium album PN500 is the source of this 1041-nucleotide messenger RNA. RefSeq names its product GlcNAc transferase (gene gnt11). The transcript has 3 exons. The record is from RefSeq and is a predicted model, not a curated record. Bases 1 to 1041 code for a protein of 346 amino acids. Gene Ontology annotation, biological process: heparan sulfate proteoglycan biosynthetic process; chondroitin sulfate proteoglycan biosynthetic process. Gene Ontology annotation, cellular component: membrane. Gene Ontology annotation, molecular function: protein xylosyltransferase activity. Lineage: Eukaryota; Evosea; Eumycetozoa; Acytosteliales; Acytosteliaceae.